AUGCCGGGGCGCCAGGCUCGGUGUGGGCAGAGCGGGAGAGACCUGUCCCCGGGGUUUCGGUUAAGGCGGUGUGGAUGCACACCUGGCCAGGUUUGUAAACGCCUGGAUCGGGUUACCCUUUCGCGUGUUAAAGUGGAACCCUUGUUAAAAGCAGGAGAACAAGAUCAGCAAAAAACCACAGUGAUUGAAAACGGUGAAAUCAGAUUCAAUGGAAAAGGGAAAAAGAUUCGGAAGCCUCGAACCAUUUACUCUAGUCUACAACUCCAGGCUUUAAAUCAUCGCUUUCAGCAGACUCAGUACCUGGCACUUCCAGAGAGAGCUGAACUGGCAGCUUCAUUAGGACUUACCCAGACACAGGUGAAGAUCUGGUUUCAGAACAAACGCUCCAAAUUCAAGAAGCUGCUGAAGCAGGGCAGCAACCCCCACGAGAGCGACCCUCUGCCCGGCUCCGCCGCCCUCUCCCCUCGCUCUCCGGCUCUGCCUCCAGUCUGGGACGUUUCAGCUUCUGCCAAGGGAGUCAAUAUGCCUCCCAACAGCUACAUGCCUGGCUAUUCUCACUGGUAUUCUUCUCCACAUCAAGACACAAUGCAGAGACCACAAAUGAUGUGA
Messenger RNA from Aptenodytes forsteri (emperor penguin), 609 nucleotides. RefSeq names its product distal-less homeobox 6 (gene DLX6). Gene Ontology annotation, biological process: regulation of transcription by RNA polymerase II; cell differentiation; embryo development. The transcript has 4 exons. The record is from RefSeq and is a predicted model, not a curated record. Bases 1 to 609 code for a protein of 202 amino acids. Gene Ontology annotation, molecular function: DNA-binding transcription factor activity, RNA polymerase II-specific; RNA polymerase II cis-regulatory region sequence-specific DNA binding. NCBI's taxonomy places the organism in Eukaryota, Metazoa, Chordata, Aves, Sphenisciformes, Spheniscidae.